UAGGCUCUGGUCACGUAAUUCGAGUAGAUUAGUAGAAAAGACAAAAGACUUUUGUCAAAAAAUUUAUCAUAUGCUUUCAAAAUUAACUUAAAGUAGAUAAAUAAAAAAUGGGUUCACAGCAAGUGUUUUGGGAAAAACUCAAAGAUAAAUAUGAAGAAAAAAAUCGAAAUCUUCAACAAAGAGAACAAGAACUGCGGCUCAAAUUAGAAGCAAUGGAUGCAAUUCUUGUAAACUGCAGUGGCAGAAAAGCAAACGAAGUUAUACCAGCCACGAAUACAACACCCACAAUAAAUCCUGUACCAACUCCUAACGUAAUACCAACAACCAGUAGUAUACCAGUUACCAACAAAGUACAAAGAACGAACUACAUACCAGCUGCAAAAGUAAUGCCUGCAAUGCCAACAACUGAGUCCUUACCAAUAACCAACAUAGUACAAAGAACGAGCUACAUGCCACCUACAAAGGUAAUGCCAGCGGUGCCAACAAUUAACUCCCUACCUGAUUAUAAAAUAGUACCACCAACUUCUGGUAUUCCAGUAACGACUUCGGUACCAACUACAGCCUCUGUACCUGUUAACAACCCUAGACUUCCGUCGGUUUCCUCUAGAAGAGAAAAUGAACAAAUAAUUAGUCUACAUCCCUCAGUGAACGUCGAUAAACCUAGUCCCCCACCUCAAGAAAAAGGUGGAAUUUUUCACUGUUUCUUUUCUCUAUUCGGUUCUUCCAAAGAAAGGCCACAAGCUCAGUCAAUAUCUCAGGCAGUUCCUCAAGAAUUAGCUGAGAGUAUCCAGCCUGGUGCGGUAGCUGAAUUAUCAACUCCCGGAGAUAUGCCUACUAGAGAUGAUCAACAGUUCGGUCCACAACCUGAGUUGUGUGGACCUAAUAAACAAUUUAUGUAUAAAAAUCAAAACUGCAUGUGCAACCCUUGUGUAGCUGAUGUGGAAAAUGUACAACCUACUAGUACUACUCAGAAUGUUCAAGAACAAAAUAUGACGAGGGACGAUGAACAGUGCCUGCGUGAUGAAAAUUUUGUAUAUAAAAUCGAAAGUUGCACAUGUGAUCCCUGCGAAGUAGAAAUUAUUGACGAACCAUCCUUCAACAGCCCACAAAAUAUUCAGCAGCAAAACCAACAAAAAAGUAUACAACCCAGAAGCAUUGGAAACGGAAACGAAUGUAACUGUAGCACUUGCAGCAGAUACAGCAUUCCUGGUGCGAGUGGUGGGAAACAGUGUCCUUGUAAUUACAUAAACGUCGCCGACAGUUCUGUCAAAAUCACUGGAAACGGAAACAGAACCGGAAACGGAACCGGAACAGGAAACGAAAACGGAUGUAACUGUAGCACUUGCAGCAAAUACAGCAUUUCUGGUGAGAAACAGUGUCCUUGUAAUUACACCGAAGGCUUCAACAAGCCGGCCGUUUAUUCUCAUGGAUUAGCUGCAGCUUUUACUAAUGUUGGUUCUCCCAGCAAACUGUCAUUAAAAUCCAUGGAUCUUUAUUACAUGAAAAAUAUUCAUGACUUGGCAAGUCAACAGAAAGAUUUGUUAAAACACGUGAAUGACCUCGAACAAAAAGCAAAAAUUUAUGACAAUGUCUUUGGAGAGUAUAAAAAUGUCGAUUUUUCUUCAAAAACGAAAUCUACAUGUCCUUGCCCUUGUGCAGACACUACGACGUCAUCAGAUUCCAACCAAAAAACAAAUGCCGAAUUAAAAUUAGAGAACUUCUUGUUAAAAAAUGAACUGAAAGAUAUGCGAUUAGAAGUGAGGCAGUAUUUGGAACGCAUGGAGGGUCCUAUGCAAUUUAAAAUAGAAAGUGAAAGGUAUAAACGUGUACAGCUAGAACAAAAACUUGAAGAAGCUGCAAAAGAACUUAUAAAUGUGCAGGAGUUAUAUGAAAAAGAAAUGAAUUCUUUGAAACUGCAAUUAUGCAACGCAACUACAAAUCUUUACAAUUUGAAUGCAAUGAACGAUCAAAUGACGCAAGAACUUCAGAUGUAUCAGAAAAAAUGUGCCAAAUUAGAGAAUGAUUUAAUACGUCAGAAAAUAAGUGAAGCUGAAACGAUUAAAAGUCUACAGGCAGCUUUAUCUGCUCAGGCUAAUGUUACUGGUGUUAUUAAAGAUGAAUGUGAUCUUCACCAAAUUGCCAGAGAAUUAAGCAAAAUUUUGAGAGAUUGCGAACCUUGUGGUGACUGUGUGAAUUUACCAGAAGAUUUGACUUCCGCUGCAAAGUUACUGAAAAGUCUCACCGACAUUGUUGAUCUUAAACUCAAUAAAGCCGAAGAGGAUACAGAGGAAUGUAGAUGUCUAGAGAAGAAAACAGAUGUAAUAAAAGUCACUUCGGAUGAUGCAGGCGACGCAACACGUGAUACGAAAGCUAAAGAUUUUGAUGGAGUUGGAGUUUUACAAAUACAAGCUGUACAGGAAAUAACGAGUGUACCAAUAAUUGGAGAAAAAACGUCACGAACAUCAAAAACAUCUUCCGUUAAACGGGCAUCUCUAAUUAUAACAGAAGAAACGCCACCUCGGGUUGAAGAAAAAGCCUCAAGAAUAUCAAAAACUUCAUCUACAAAACAAGAUUUACCAAAUGCUAUUACAGAUGUCCCUCAUAUUGAAAAGAAAACGUCACGUUCAUCAAGAACUUCAUCUGGAAAACGAGACGUUAUUGAUGAUACCCCACAGCAAAUUGAAAAGACUGCUUCUAAAACGUCAAAAUCAUCCGUUAAAAGAGAUUCAUUAAUUAUUACCCCAGCAGGGCCACAAAUUGAAGAAAGAACUUCUAGAACUUCAAAAUCAUCUCUUAAAAAAGAUUCUUUAAAUAUUAUUCCAGAAGUGCCACAAAUUGAAGAAAGAACUUCUAGAACGUCGAAGUCAUCGCUUAAAAAAGAUUCAUUAAGUGUUGUUCCAAAGGCGCCACAGAUUGAAGGAAAAACAUCGAAAACUUCAAAGACAUCAUCUGCUAAAAUAGAAGCUCCAACCGCUGUUCAAGCAGAAGGAGAUCCCCAACCAAAGGAACCCGAAGGCGAGAAACAGGAAUAUACGACACCAACAGGUGGUGAACCAACUCAGAAAACCAGUUUACCACUAGAUACAGAAGCAAAAAGCGAAAAAAGCACUAGAAGCUCUGUAAUAUUUGAUGAUACACCAAUGAUUCAGGCCAUUGGGUCCUCAUCUAGACCAAAAAUAUCUUGUACAUGCAUAAAACCGAAAAUACAGAAAGAAGUUGAUCAACUUUGGCCAAAAACUGAAGGUCCUGUAACACUGAAAGAUAGUGACAUACUUGAUGUUCCAACUGCGACACCUAAAAAAAAGACGUGUGAAUGUGGCAUAUCUAAAAAACUGAAAGAAACAGAAUCGCAACAGCAUAAAUUGGAAAAUCAACCUGUGGGCCCUACAGGUAAAAAGGUAUGCAAAUGCGGUGCACGAGAUGAAGGAAAAACCGUGAAACUGCAGCCUACGGAGAUUGAAGAAUCGAAAGGUGAUGAAGUAAAUCAGUUGUGGCCGAAGUCCUCUGAACGAUUUAAAAUGUCUCAUCAAGUGACGGCUUCGAAAAGUAAAGACCUUCUUAAGUCAGCAACAUCUAUUAAAUGUUUGAAAGUAAAAGAAAACUUCCCGUUCGACAUUGAUACGCAAGUUGACGUGCUCAACAAACCUCCUGAGGGAGUGCAUGUCACAACCACUAUUACUGAUUCCGGCACUUUAGAAGUAAUAACCGAAGGACCUGAAGGUGUUAUCGAAACUACUUUAAUUUACACUAACUCUGGGAACGUGGAGGUAGUAACUGAAAUUCUUGAAUAUCAGGGAGGAAAAAAAGGAAAAUCUGCCAAGCUAGGCAAAUCGAAGCAUCAAGCCAUCGAAGGUCCACAAACCGCCGUAGCGGCUAUUGAAGAUCUUCAAACUACAGCGCCAAAAACUGAAGGUGCGACGUCAGGUGUUAAAAAGCCGGAAAGUGGUACAGCUGCUACAGCUGGUAUCAGUCCCGACUGCCGGUGCACAGAUUGUCCAGUUUUGAUAUUUAACCCAGACAUAGCAGGCAGUCAGAUUAAUACAAAAGCUUCAACGCCAGAUAGUAAAACAGAACCAACAACAGAAUUUUCUGCUCCCCAAGCUGAUCAGCCUACAGAAAUGAAAACCAAUCAAAUACCAGAUAAUCAACCUGAUCAGGCAGCUGAACCGGAAGUUAUAACUACAGAAAUAGUUCAAGAAACUGGAAACGUUGACAACGCAAUGGUUGUUGCACAAGCAUCAGAUGCAGACAAAGAAGUUGUUAAAGCUUUGUCAUUAUCUAUGCAUGUGCAAAAUCCAGAUAUGUGAAGAACCUCCGUUCCAAGUGAAAAAUCGUUAGUGAGUUAAAGUUACGCUAAAAAGUUUUUCUGUACCUACAUGAAUUUCAAUAAAAAUUUG
Molecule: messenger RNA, 4397 nt
Organism: Zophobas morio
Lineage: Eukaryota; Metazoa; Arthropoda; Insecta; Coleoptera; Tenebrionidae
Exons: 5
Coding region: 108-4307 (1399 amino acids)
Source: RefSeq, a predicted model, not a curated record